CGGUGACGUCAUAUCGGCCCCGGGUUCUUCUUCGAAAAUGGCGGACGGUGGUGGUUCCGCUCCCGAUUUGGAGACUCAGCGCACGGAGAUCGCAAAUUUAUUCAAGAAAGCGCUGAAGAAAGACGACCUGUGGUACAUGGUUGACAAAAAAUGGUUCAACCAGUGGAAAAGGUACGUCGGCUACGACUCGUGGGACACGUCCAACGAAAUCGGCGAGCAGACCACGCACCCGGGGCCGAUUGACAAUUCGCCGCUGCUUAGAGAGGACAACAGUGGGGAGAUCAGGGACCACCUGAUCGAGGACCUGGACUACCUGCUCGUUCCCCAGGAGGCGUGGGACAAGAUGAUCGCCUGGUAUGGCCUCACCCAGGACCAAUCACCUCUGCCGCGCAAGGUUAUUGAGAUCGGCCUGUUCGUCAAAAACUGCAAGGUGGAAGUGUAUCCCAUGGAGUUGAAACUUUGCACACACUCGAACUCUGAUCAGUUUGUCAUACGGAGGUUCAGCAAGGUCGACACCAUAGCCCAGGUGGAGAAGGACAUGCGCGCCAUCUUCAAGGUGGAAACCGAGAAGGAGACCAGGGUGUGGAGCCGCUGCAGCAGCAACACAUACGAGCAUUUGUCCGAUCGGUCACGCACCAUACAAGACAUAGGGCUCUACCCCAGUCAGAUUCUCCUUCUUGAGGAACGAAACGACGAUGGAUCAUGGCCAAGGCAAGUGAAAAGCAGCAAGGCUCCUUACACAAACAGCAGAGGAUCGGAACACAAGACAUAUGGGGCACCAGGCAACACAAUAGCAACUAGGAGCUACAGCGCUGUGAGUAGCUCGUACAACAGCUACAGUGGCAACUACAACUACGAUCUCCAAGGGGGCAACACGCCAGGCCUCUGUGGGCUUGGUAACAUCGGCAACACCUGCUUCAUGAACUCCGCCCUGCAGUGCAUGAGCAACACACCACCACUCACCGAGUACUUCAUGACGGACCGAUACCUGUCGGAGCUGAAUGACAGCAACCCGCUGGGCAUGCGGGGCGAGAUCGCAAAGUCCUACGCCGACCUUGUCAAGGUCAUGUGGUCCGGGAACUGCUCCAGUGUCAUACCCAGACCAUUCAAGAUGGCAGUGGGCCGCUUCGCACCCCAAUUCUCUGGCUUCCAGCAGCAAGACUGCCAGGAGCUCAUGGCCUUUCUCCUGGAUGGCCUACACGAGGACCUCAACAGGGUCAUAAACAAACCCUACAUUGAGCUCAAGGACAGUGACGGGCGGCCCGAUGAGGUGGUGGCGCAAGAGGCCUGGCACAACUAUCUGCUGCGUAACAAUUCCAUCAUCGUCGACAUCUUCCACGGUUUGCUCAAGUCGACGCUUGUGUGCCCGGACUGCCACAAGCUCUCCGUGACCUUUGACCCCUUCUGCUACCUGUCUUUGCCCCUGCCUUACAAGAAGGAAAAGCCCCUCGAGGUGAUUGUCGUCCGGGCGGACCCCCACGAAAAGCCAAUCAAAGUGAAGGUGACUGUGUCAAAGAUGAGCACCAUCCAGGAUGUGUGCAACUCCAUAUCCCGGUUGAUGGACAUCCCCACCGACAGGCUGGUGGUAACCGAGGUCCACAACCACCGCUUCCUCCGGGUGCUCACACACGCCGACCAGGUGGACACACUUGAACGGAGCGACGCCUGCGACGUCUUCGUGUACGAGAUGCCACCUUCGUCGGACAACUCCACGUUGUUCCUGCCCGUCUACAUGCGGGAAAAAACCCCACAGAGUGCCACAAACAGCCGGGCAGUGCCUACCUGCCACCUGUUCGGCUAUCCUUUCUUCGUCUCCGUGCCUGCGAAAGACUGCACCUAUGACAUGCUGUACGAGCGCAUACUCAACUGCCUCGUGAGGUACGUGACCCCUCCUAAGCCAGGAGACGACUGGUGCGGCAGCGAGAGCAUGGAGGAACAGAACGGAGAGCCUUCUUCCAAACGACGUCAAAAAAUUGAGACUCCACCGAAGAAGAGGGCGGUCCCCAAGCUUCACAACGGCCAGGACGAGCUGUUUGCAGACACGGAUGAAGAGAUGCCCCCUGAGACAUCGCCCGAGCCACCACCCAAGGAGAGCCAGAGCAAGCGGCGGCGCCUAUUCACGCUACACUGUAUCAAUGAGAACAGCUCGCUCAACCUCGCCUCCCUGGUGGACAAUGGCCAGCCUUUGAAGCUGGCGCCUCGCACAUACUUGGGGGCUGACUGGCUGCCCAGAGUUCGUGCACAGUACUUUGAUGAGGCAAAAGCGGACGACGUGCUGAUCCACGAGUCUGUGCACCAGCGAGCGGUGAAACGACAGCUACAGCUGCGCGAGUGCCUGGAGCUGUUCACGACAACCGAGAAGCUGGGUGCUGAGGACCCCUGGUACUGCCCCACAUGCCGCAGCCACAAGCAGGCCACCAAGAAGUUUGACCUGUGGAGCCUGCCCCGAGUGCUCAUCAUACACCUCAAGCGCUUCUCCUACAACAGGUUCUGGCGCGACAAGAUCGACACCCACGUUGACUUCCCCGUCACUGAUCUCUGCAUGGAUGACUACAUCAUCAACAGAAAGCACGAGCGAGCAGUCUAUGACCUGAUAGCUGUCGCUAACCACUACGGUGGCCUGGGAGCUGGUCACUACACUGCUUAUGCCAAGAACAAGGAGACUCAUAAGUGGUACCACUUUGACGAUUCGAGCGUUUCCUCGGCCACGGAGGACAAUGUUGUGUCAAAGGCCGCCUACGUGCUCUUCUACAUGCGGCGAGACUCUGGAGAUCGAACGUCACCCAGGAAACGCAGCCCAGCGGCAGCGGCGUCUACCAGGCAGAGCGGUUCUGCGGCGGCUGACGAAGAGCGGAUGGACCUCAGCUAGGGCACCGCCAGGACGCGAGUGACAGCCAUGCCUCGGAAGCGGCCCCGGCAGUGUUGACGCACGCGUCGUGUGAAAAGACCGUAAGGUGAUGCGCCACGGACGAAACUGUUUCCGCUGCCUCCGCCACUGAGCACGGCGAGGCUCUGAGGGGGCUGGGGUCGACGAAACAUAGAACCGAGGACAAUGCGUGUGGGGCCCCGGACAAGCAUGCGGAUCCUGGGGGAGCGCAUACUGCGGCUGUGCCUGCAAGCCGUCCCAACCGAGGAGAGAGGAGGUUUUGCCUUGACACGGCUAAUGUCCACUACGGGGACCGGCUUAGCUUUCGUCGUAUCCUAAUUAUUGCUGCAGCACUUCUCCCCUCCGAGCUGUUUGUCUAACUUUUUUUUUCUUCGAUCGUUGCUUUGUAGCUCUUCUAAUCGGAGCUCACUCGAGCUGAAAAGCAGUGUGCAUGCCUCGCACCUUUCUUCUUCAGAAAUCUUCCCAGUAUGCCACCUCUGUGAUGUGUUGUCGGGGCUGCCGCUGCAGAGCACAGGUUAUUGUAAACUGUAGUUCUUAAUAAGUUUCACAUGCUAGGUUAUUGAUAGUAAUUUUUUUAAGCGUCAGGGAUACAGUAGAACCUCGUUGAUACGUUCUCGAAAAAGAAGAAAAAAAACGCGAAUGACAAACGUACGAUCCGGUAAAACGUACUAUCUAGGGCAACCGGGCAUUUGAAGAAAGCGUGGAAGGGAUGAUUGAGUAUAGUUCGAAAUAUAUGCGGGGUAUGAAAAGCGCAGCAAAUAAAGCACUGUCGCCGCGCAGCGGCACUCGGCCUUUUGGCGCUUCACCGGUACGCGAGUGCAGUUUUUCCCAUGCCUGAAUAUGCCACAUAUAUAGUUUCUGCGAUUUGGAGUGUAGGAGCAGGGAAAUUGUAUUAAGCAGAAACGUCAGUGAGGUUCUACUGUAAUUAUUUUUGCCACUUACAUCAGCAGAAGUGCCACUGCUUCUGUGCGCUAUGCGUUUCUGAAGUUAUCGUCUCUUUUUUUUUUUUUUUUUCAGUUUCCAUGAGAAAACUUGCAGGUAGUUGGUCAAAUUCUCAUGACAGGUUAGCGCUUCUAUCUACAAAAGCUAUUGAAUUACGAUGAAGGAAAAAAAUAAGAAGCCUAGAUUGGGAUGACUCGUACAGAGCUAUUUUUUGCACUAGUGGGACUUGCUCAGUGAUCGGUGGCGGUCCGGUGAUUUUAAAAAUUGGCCAGCUGUGGCAGCAAGCAAGAGAGUGAGGUGCAGAUGUGUAAGUGCGUGUGCGAAGUAAUUAUAAGUGGAUUGUGCACAUCUAGAACCUAGACGUUGCAAACUCCGCUUUAUAGAUUGGGAGCCUUCUAAAAAUUUUGGUGCAUUCUUGUGAUAGGAAUGUUGUCCCGCUAGCACAAUGUGCGGGACACCGUUCGUGAGCUUUCCCUCUGUCGCGAUAUUAUUUUGACAGAAUGCACAGAAUUAUUUUGUUGUGGGUGUGGUGGCAGUGUGCGUGAGGCGACUGGUUUUUGUAAAGUGAGGUGAUCUCGUGUGAGUUUUAUAUAAGCCAGCUACCGAAGGAUGUCGUUUGCUUUCCAGAUUCUCAAAGAAAAAUGUGACGCUUCUAAGCCAAGCUGAUCGACGUAGUCUCGAGUCUCAAUCGGCAUUCUGUGCCGUUACGCGUCUAUAACGGUGUGUUUUCGUUGAAAAUCUUUUUUACGGUUAUUCUCGCUUCGAUGAGCAAUGUAAUUUAUUUUGUUACGGUGAUUUUGAUCAAGUGCUGAACAAUGUGUGAUGGCUUCCAGGCUUUUGUGUCCUCUUUUGUACAUGUUUUCUUGUUUAGUUUUGUAAAUUUGAAUACCCCCUUCCUCCCCCUUUUUUCCCCCUUCUCAUUCCCAAAGACAGAGGCUGCAAGUGACAGCAUGUUACCAGAGUUUCUGGAAGUUCUCGCCGUGAAUUUCGACAGCGGAGCUAAAUAUUCGAAUUCUAGAAUGUGAUGCUGUCAUUUUUACAUGGAAAAAUAAAGAACCUUGCGAACAUGA
Rhipicephalus microplus (southern cattle tick) is the source of this 4899-nucleotide messenger RNA. Its product is annotated as ubiquitin carboxyl-terminal hydrolase 15. Gene Ontology annotation, biological process: protein deubiquitination. Gene Ontology annotation, molecular function: cysteine-type deubiquitinase activity. NCBI's taxonomy places the organism in Eukaryota, Metazoa, Arthropoda, Arachnida, Ixodida, Ixodidae. The record is from RefSeq and is a predicted model, not a curated record.